Messenger RNA from Brenthis ino (lesser marbled fritillary), 1263 nucleotides. The record is from the annotation of a GenBank genome assembly. Lineage: Eukaryota; Metazoa; Arthropoda; Insecta; Lepidoptera; Nymphalidae.
AUGAGUAAAGAUAGCGAAACAUCGGUUCAAAUAAAUAUAUAUGAAGAAUACUUUAGUGAAGAAAUCACACUCAAUUUAUCAUCCAAGGAGUUAAUAUCUGUUCCAGAAACUAAUAACAGAUAUUUAUGUGUUCUUUAUUUACAAAAUAAUAAGUUAAGAGCACUUCCUGAUGAUUUCUUCCCAUCUCUACCUAAUCUUAAGUGGCUGGACUUAAGAAAUAAUGAAUUAUUGGAUAUUCCACAAACUAUAAAAAAUCAUAGAUCGCUAACUCAUUUUCUUUUACAAAAUAAUAAAGUCACGUCUUUACCAAAUGAGUUGGGAACUGUAACGACUUUAAAAGUACUUCAAUUAAGCGGAAAUCCAAUAAUGUAUCCGCCAAGAGAUAUAAUUAACGCGGGAACUUCAAAAAUUCUAUGUUUUCUCCAUAAUAAACUUGUUGAAGAAAUGUUUGAGGAAUCUCAGUCUAUUGCAUCAGAUAAAGCGAGUGAAAGUGGACAUGGCCUAGAAAAAUUUAUACGUGAGGGUCGCAGUUAUAAUUCCGUAAUAGAUGCCGCUAAAAUACAACGUAAGGCUUUGUCUGUGCAAUUUAAUGAAAAAGAUAUGUCUGAACAUGAUGAUGAGCAAGACCAUUAUUAUACUAAAAUAAAAGGUAAAUGCCCCAAACUGCCAAAAAGCAGAACAAAAAUUCUACAACCUUAUAAUCAGAGCGCAAAAUAUUUAAAACCACUUAGGGUAUGCUCAAAGAAAGUACAAGAAGAUAAAAUCAAACAGAGCUACUUUAGGGACCUGGCACUUAAAAAACAAAAAGAUCUGAUUGCAAAAAUAGAUAAGAUAUUGCAAGGGAGAAGAAAUAUCGAACUCCUUCGCAAUUGGCAAAAAGACUACAAAUAUAGACAAAUGACACUGUCAUGCGAUAAUGACACUUAUAAACUGAUACCCAAGGUCUAUCCUUACGACACUAACCCAGAAUAUAUGACGCUCUUAUCACGGGAGGACAUAGAAAAAGAUUUACCGGAUAAAUAUAAAAGGAAAUUAUUCAGAAAAUCCAAACCUACUGUGCCUAGAAAAAGUAAUAAUGAUGUGCAUUUGGCAAUGAAAAUUAAAGAAUUGUUUGAAAAUUUGGAAGCCAUUGAUUUGAAUAGAGACACUAUGUCGCCUAGAACUGAGCAAAAAAUUUUAUUAGGUGAAAUACAAAAGAUAUCAGAAAUAAAGCAAAAGCUGCUAGAACUUUCAACUACAAACACGAGAUCUGUCACAAUAGAA